CUGUCAUUGUAAGAAAAGGGUUCAACAAGUGAAAGUGUCUGAGGGUCGCUGACACUAUAGUGGCCUCGAUGAGGAUAGGAAGCCGGCGGCUUGUCGAAGGGCCUUCCAUUUGUUUUGAUAAUCUUUUUUUUCCAGUUGGAUUUUCAAGUUCAACCAGAGUCUUGGCAUUUACGGCUUCGACGGGAACGUGAUAUGGCAUGCGUUAUAUUUACUGCAGGUCACGCACAUAAGCUGAGUGAGGAAAUUCAGAAUGAUAAAAGUGGCAAAUAUGCUCACCUAAAGGGGGUGCCGAAGGCAUUGUUUCCGUCACCCCGAGGCAAGAGGAUCCUCGACCACUGGUGGGAUGCCCUGAACACGCGGCAGCUUUUUAGCAAUGUGUUUCUGGUGACCAAUGCAGACAAAUACAAACAUUUUGAACGGUGGGCAACUGCCUCGGAUUUCCCUGUAGAAAACAUAAUAAAUGAUGGGUCAACCACUGAAGCAAAUAGCAUUGGUGCGAUAGCUGAUCUUGAACUUGUUCUUAGAGCCAAGAACCUCUGGAAGCACAACAUUCUCGUCAUUGCUGGCGAUAUGCUUUUCCAGGAUUCCAAGUUUGACAUUGCCCAGGUGAUUGACUACUUCCAUCGGAAACCUGACGGAGAUUUGGCUAUAUACUAUGAAAUGGAAGAUUCUGAAUGUACUACAUCAAGAGGUAUUGUUGAAGUUUGCCAAACCACAAAUAGAAUUCUCAAGUUCAUAGAAAAACCUUUACCAGAAGAAACUCUCUCUCGAAAUGCCAGUGUUGUCUUUUAUACAUUCCGGUGUGAGACAAUGGCAUUAGUACCCAUAUUCAUAAAUGAACACUCAAAGACUACACAGCACUCAUUUGGUAACUUCAUGGAGUGGCUUAUCAAUGACCAAAAGGUAUCAGUGUAUGGGAUGAAGCUGCCUACAGGCUUCCAAUUUAUUGGAAAAGUAGGACUGAAGGAUUAUGAAUCUUGGGUCUCCUACUUUGCUAACCUAGCAGAGAAUGAAUGCAAAGACCCUAUUACCAUGAGGGCUUAUGCUAGGGUUGGACUGAUGGGAAAUCCAUCCGAUGGAUUCCAUGGCAAGACAAUAUCUCUGUCUAUAGCCAAUUUUUGGGCUGAAGCCACCAUUGCUGAGAGCUCAAAACUCCGGCUCAUUCCUCAUCCUGUCAAUGAUCCUACAGAAUUUGGAUCCUUGUCUGACUUGUACGGGAUUAGUGAUAAAGAAGGCUACUUAGGAGGGCUACGCUUACUCCAGGCAACCUGCAAAAAAUUCUAUUAUUAUUGUGCCGAAAGAGGAAUUGCUCUGACUCGCCGUAACUUCACACUUUCUUAUGACACCAACAUUCCUCGGCAAGUUGGAUUAGCCGGCAGUUCAGCCAUUGUGACGGCAACACUUAAAUGCCUUUUAGCCUUCUUUAAUCUCGCUGAUCAAGAUAUGUCGCAAAACAUUCAGCCUCAAUUUAUUCUUGAUGUUGAGAGAGAGGAACUGCACAUCAAUGCUGGCCUGCAGGACAGAGUGGUACAGAUAUUUGAGGGUUUGGUGUACAUGGAUUUUUCAAAGUCAGUGAUGGAGAAACAAGGUUAUGGCAACUACAUCCAUCUUGAUGUUGAAUUACCUCCACUCUUCCUUGCCUACCGUCCUAACCCAAGUGACUCGGGCAGAAUUCACUCUAAUAUAUUGGCACGAUGGCAAAAAGGGGAUUCAGAGGUUAUAGAGGGCAUGCAGAAAUUUGCAGAACUAACUUGUCUAGCUACUACAGCACUGAAGAGUGCAGACUGGAGUACACUGGCACAUUUGAUGAAUGAAAACUUCAACUUACGAAGGCAGUUGUAUGGUGAUGCUGCUCUUGGUGAAGAAAACCUUCUUAUGAUCAACAUUGCCAGGCGUUUUGGUGCAGCGGUUAAGUUUCCUGGAAGUGGAGGAGCAGUUGUUGGACUCCUUCAGGACAGGGCAAAAAUGGCAGAAAUGAGAGAAUGUUACCAGAACAGUGGUUGUGUAGUAGUAGACAUAAUUCCCAAAAAACCCGAUGUUAUGUUGCCAUACCUUGACCCUUUAAAUCCUUGAAGACAUCAAAACUGUCAUGUCGCCUGUGUGCACGGAAAAAAAAAAAUAAUAAAAAUACGUGUGUGUGUGAAAAGUAAGGAAAAUGCAAAAAGUACACGCCUGGUUUUUUGCCUGUUAGAAAGCAGCUGGAAGUCAUUGGGUCUGUCAACACGAGAUGUGCAAUUUGACCACUCAUCAUAUGGGGGGUGAGGAGACUAGAGUUCAUGUAUCAUGGGUUUUUUGUUCAUGGAUUCACUUAUAUAAUUUUUUGUAUUGAAUAAACUAAUACUGUAACUCAUUUUAUGUACAUUUAAUUGCCAAAAGCAAAGAUAAGAGUACUGUAUAUAUACUGUAUGCACGUCAAAACCUCAAGGGUUUUGACGUGCUGUUAUGAAGGGAGCUCACAUGAUAGCCUGGGAGCAGUGAGAAUUGUGUCGGCCCCAUCUAGUGUUGUACAUGCAAGGAAUGUACCAUGUAGGGUAUCUGUUCAGGUCAUCAAACCACCAUCUGGAGGGGGUCGCUGUCAAAAAUAUCACAGUACAAGUACAGUAAUUUUAUAUUUUUGUGUUGCCCAUUAUCUUUGUAUUCGUAUCAAAGAAAUCUGAAUAAUUUUCAGUAGUUUAUUUAGCUUUGUCAUAUACUGAUGGCAGCAGUAACACUUCAUAGCCUAAAUGCUCUGUGGUGUAUCCCACGAUACAAGUGUACCAUACAGCUUAACCCCCAAAAUGCUGUUAUAAUCAUUUAUUCAUCUCCUCGGCCACUGUGGUUAUCAUUUGGUGAUUUUUAUUAUUAUUACUUUGCUUUAUAUAAAUGAUUUAAAUAUGGUUUUAAUACAUUUACAUGAAAGUAACAAAGUUUACCAAGACCCAUGAAAAUGUUUUUGAUGCUUUGUAAUCACUUACUAUGAGAUGAGAACAAAUUACAAUUUGGUCUUUC
Molecule: messenger RNA, 2988 nt
Organism: Procambarus clarkii (red swamp crayfish)
Lineage: Eukaryota; Metazoa; Arthropoda; Malacostraca; Decapoda; Cambaridae
Biological process (GO): biosynthetic process
Molecular function (GO): glucuronokinase activity; ATP binding
Source: RefSeq, a predicted model, not a curated record